Thyridium curvatum is the source of this 1077-nucleotide messenger RNA. RefSeq lists its product as uncharacterized. Bases 1 to 1077 code for a protein of 358 amino acids. NCBI's taxonomy places the organism in Eukaryota, Fungi, Ascomycota, Sordariomycetes, Thyridiales, Thyridiaceae. Gene Ontology annotation, molecular function: alcohol dehydrogenase (NADP+) activity. Gene Ontology annotation, biological process: alcohol metabolic process. The record is from RefSeq and is a predicted model, not a curated record. The transcript has 5 exons.
AUGGAUACAGCAACUGGCUUCUUGAUUGAUGGGCCGUUGACGGACGGGUUCAAAUUCCGGAAAGGAACGUUCGAACUGAAGCCGUUUGAGGACAAUGAUGUGGAUAUACGUAUUGAGUCAUGCAGUAUUUGUGGAACGGAUCUGCAUGUGGCUACAGGAGAGUGGAAAGAUCAACUGUAUCCUUUCACAGAGAUUACAGGAACAGUCAUUCGGGUUGGCCCAAAGGUGACUCUUGUUAAGGUUGGCCAACGGGUGGGAGUUGGUGCCCAAGCGUCUUCAUGUGGAGCAUGCAAGCCUUGCCAGUCAGAUAAUGAGACUUAUUGCCAGGACGGCAUUAUCCAUACUGUCGGCUCUAGGUGGCCCGAGAGCGGUAUCGUCAGCCAGGGAGGGCUAUCGUCUCACACCCGUGUGCACGAGAAAUGGGCCUUCCCUAUUCCGGACGGCAUGGACUCUAAGUAUGUGUCGCCGAUGCUCUGCGCGGGAAUUACCGCAUACUCGCCCUUGGUCUCAUAUGGCAACAUCUCCGGAAAGAAGAUCGGAGUGAUUGGUCUUGGUGGAAUAGGGCACUUCGCGGUCCUAUGGGGCAAAGCACUUGGUGCAGAGGUGUGGGUGCUGUCUCGCUCCCGGGCGAAGGAGGAUGCCGCGGUCGCCAUGGGUGCGGAUGGAUUUAUUGCAACUGGAGAGGGAGAGCUCUGGCAUGAGCCGCACCGUGGCGAUUUCACACUCAUCCUCAAUACUGCUAGCUCGGCUACUGAUUUUGAUCUAAGAAAGUAUCUUUCCAUGAUCGACGUCAGGGGCCACUUCAUCAGCGUCGGUAUGCCUGCGGAAGGCGGGUUUACUCUUAGUGCAAUGGAUAUGGUCCUGAACGGGGUGCUGAUUGGGGCCAGCCAUAUUGGAAACAGACGACAGGUGUUGGACAUGCUACAGCUGGCCUCGGAAAAAGGUAUCAAGCCGUGGGUGGAGGAGAUGGAGCUGAACGAGGAAAACCUAAUCCUUGCAAUGAAGAAGAUGAUGGAUAGCAAAGCUCGGUUCCGCAUCACGAUGACCGGCUAUAGUAAAGCGUUCAGCAUUGCAUAG